Molecule: messenger RNA, 1002 nt
Organism: Tetrahymena thermophila SB210
Lineage: Eukaryota; Ciliophora; Oligohymenophorea; Hymenostomatida; Tetrahymenidae
Exons: 3
Source: RefSeq, a predicted model, not a curated record
AUGAAUUCAAAAACUUUAAUAUGCUUGUUACUUUGCGUCUUAGCUAUCGCUUACGCAAAUAAGUCAAAGCAUGAAAAUCAUUAAAUUUACAGCUCUAAGAAAUUUUAGAAAGUUCUUUCUAACAUCAUGAAAACUAAUGAAAAGGCAACUCCUUUUUUACAAAACGUCAAGGCUUUACUCUAAACUAAGUAAACUGGAUAUUAAAAGAUUCAUGAUAUUGGUGAUAACAUUGGUAGCUUACACAACAUCCUUCUUGCCGAUUAAUAAGCUGAUGAUGAUUAAUUCGCUAAGGAUACUAAAAGAAUUAAUGAUGCAAUUGCUGCUGAAAACUAAGCCAUAACUGAUUUAAGAACAUAAAGAUAAUUACUUAGAGAUAAGCUUAUUGCAUUAAGAGCUGAAAGAGCUAAAAUUGAAAAUAUCUAUCAAACAGAUAGAGAUGCUUAUAAACAAAGAACUCAAACUUAAAGCUAAUUAGCUUUGGUUCUUGAUGAAUUGAUUAGACAAGCAUAAGAUGGUUUGGUUAACAACCCCGAUGUCCCCGAUUUAGAUAAUACAAACGUUUCUUAAGUUCUUGCUUAAGUUAAGAGUGUUGGUAGAGGUCGCCCUAUUGAAGCCUUGGUUUAAUUGAAUUCUCUUUUUGAUAAAUAAAAUGCCAACGAUAUUGUUCAACGUUUCAAAAACCUCUAAAAUGCUAUUUAUGAAGCUUUAUCAAUUGAUACCUAAAAAGAAGAUGCUAAUCUCAAUCUUUACAAUGUUCUUACAAACAAUAUUGAUAAUGUGCUUAUUCCUGAAGCUGAAUAAUAGAUUUAAGCUAUCAACGAUUAAAUUAAGGUUCAUAAGGCUAACAUUGUUUCAUUACAAGCUGAGUUAGCUAGAAUUACAAGCAUUUACAACUAAACUAAAGCUGAAAGAGCUAAUGCUAUCAACUACACCAGCUAAGCAAGCGUUGAGCUUCAAAAGGAAAUCGAUUUCCUCAACAGUUCUGGCUACACUGUUAAAUGA